This is a messenger RNA of Jatropha curcas, 2204 nucleotides long. RefSeq lists its product as hypothetical. NCBI's taxonomy places the organism in Eukaryota, Viridiplantae, Streptophyta, Magnoliopsida, Malpighiales, Euphorbiaceae. Gene Ontology annotation, biological process: Golgi vesicle transport. Gene Ontology annotation, cellular component: membrane. The record is from RefSeq and is a predicted model, not a curated record.
UUUGGGUUUUUUUUUUUUUUUUUAUUUUGGUAAGAGAAGGAAAUAGAAUAGAAAUGAUGGUAGCAAAUAGAUUCGAUUUAUGGCAAAAGGAUGCCUUCUUUUCUGCAGCCGAAGAGGUUCAGGAAUCUGCUGAUGUAAUGCAAUCAGCAUAUAGGAUGUGGCUAAGAGAGAAGAAAGAGGAAUCAGAGAUGGGGGAUCUAGAUGAACUGUCUAGAGAACUCCAAACUGCACUAGGUACUGCAAAAUGGCAGUUGGAAGAGUUCGAGAAGGCUGUCAGGUUGAGCCAUGGACAUUGUGUUGAUGAUAUUACAGCAUCUAGGCAUAAACAAUUUGUUGCUGCAAUUGAAAGUCAAAUAUCACAUGUUGAAGCAGCAUUAAGAGAAGCUUUUAAUGAGGAAGGAAAGCCACCUCUUCAAUGGGUGAAUCUGAACCAAGAAGAGCGUGAUGAUUUAGCCUUAUUUCUCUCUGGAACUAUCCAAACUCCAGAAAUUACGAAAGAUGAUUGCUUUACAGUCAGACCACCUGUGAGAAGUCCUUUUACGGAUCACCAUUAUAUGAGAAAAGAUGCAGACCAUAAUCUUAAUGCUACCAGCAGUGGAGGUACUUACGACGAGAAAGAUGUCAACGAUGUUACAACUGAUAAAAAUGGUGAAUUUAUUAUAGAUGUAGAUGAAAAAGGAAGUUCUAGAAUGAGGGAUGAUAUAAUCUGUCAAGCGGAUAGAACAGCUGGGACAAGGAAAACAUGGAGUUCACCAAAUUUUGGUGCUUUGAAGAUUGUAGUUGCUGAUAGAGAUGAACAUACAGAUGGAUCAAUGCCAAGCAUUGAGGCGACACCUAAAGAAAAAGGAUUGAAGCGUCUCUUUUGGAAGCAAAGGUGUGGAGAAUAUUCUCGAGCAAGGGGACCAUUUAAUUUGAUAAAUCAGUUCUUUGGUCAGGUUGGUGGGUUCCAAAGGCAAAUGCAAGCACCCGCUCACUUGCAAUUCAGUUGUUCUGUCCAGCUGACACUGGCAUUAAUGCUAAGUAUUUUUCUGAUUGUGCCUUUUCUAAUUUAUUCAGCUUGAGAAGAAGUGGUCUUUACAACUCAUGAUUAAGUAGAGCGCAUGCUUCUUUUGCAAAUGUUGGGACUAAGACCUGCAAUUCUAGCUCUAUGCUGAUGACGACUUAUUACUGAACCAUGGUGGUACUCACACAUUACUAAACCAAGAUAGUGGAUGAGUUUUUUGAGAUGUUUUUAGUUUCUUUUCCUUCUCUGGUGGUUCUACUGUUUUCAUCAUGUUACCAUAGUUCCAAUUCAGUCUCAAACUUGAAAUGGAAAUGUUCGGUAGAAAACAACUAGCCUUACACUUCUUUUUCACAUCUAUGAGAUGCUGGACUUCAGCUGAAAAAUGAAAUGGAAAAAUCUCCUUGGAAGUAAUAAAUUGAGUCCUUAUACUUCUCAGAAUCUCGAGACUGACAUAACUUGAAUCUCAUCCUUUCCGAAAACUUGGCAUUUGCCAAGAUCUAGUGAUGAGAGGUUUAAGUUGCUGGGGCUGAAGAGGAAGUGGCUGAAAUGGAACAGCCACCAGAACAGGUUCAUGUUUAUGGUUCAUGUGUAUAUAUCUAUUUAAAUUUUUACUAAAAGCCAAAGUCCUAUCGAGGCAUAUUAAGGAAAUAGAAGGGCUAAAAAACUUAAUAAAUUACAAAAAAAAAGAUCUGAAAGUUCCACUCUAUGAGAUAUGGCAUUACAAACUUGUCUUCAUUGAAUUAUAUGAAUAAGUUGAAAAGAAGAUAGUGUGCUGAGCGUAGCUGGUUUGAUUGAUGGCCGUCUCUUGUUUGGUGGAAAUGGGAAGAUAUUGUAUUUGCAACAAUGUUGGUGAUGUUUUAUCUACAGGUACUGAAGCUACUUCUGAAUCGAGAAAAGCGUGCAAGGAGGAUCCGAACGAUUGCUGACAUCAUCCCAUCCAUUAUGUUGGAAUUUGCUUGGCUUCCGGAAACUAGCAACAAGAAUUGGUAUUUGCUUAGAUUGGCAAGCCUCAUAAUUUGUACAUGUAUUCUUGUAGUCUGAAACAUAUAUGGUAGUGUAUAAAAUCCCAUUUGGAAUUGAACGUGAAAUUUAAGACCAGAAAUUUGUAUGGCUCUGAAUUGUAACAAUGGAGGAGUGCUUUUUUGUUAACAGUAAACGUUCAUUAAAUAAUUAAUGCUUCAAAAAAUAUUCACUUGUAUUC